ACAUAUAGAAUGGAUCAGCUAAGGUUCGACGGCCGUGUUGCUGUAGUUACGGGUGCCGGUGGUGGAUUAGGAAAGGCUUAUGCCUUACUUCUCGGUUCAAGGGGUGCUAAAGUGGUGGUGAACGAUCUUGGAAGCGCAAGAGACGGUGUUGGGAAAUCAAAUUUCGCAGAUGCUGUUGUCAAGGAAAUUAAGGACAAAGGCGGAGAAGCAGUUGCUGAUUACAAUUCAGUCGUUGAAGGCGAGAAGAUAAUUAAGACGGCUCUUGAUAAUUUUGGUCGUAUUGAUAUCCUUAUCAACAAUGCCGGCAUUCUACGUGAUAAGAGCUUCCAAAAGAUGUCCGAUCAGGAUUGGGAUUUGGUGCACGCAGUCCAUCUUAAGGGUGCGUUCAAGACCACGCAAGUUGCAUGGGAAACGUUCAAGAAACAGAAGUUUGGUCGUGUCAUAAUGACCUCGAGUAACGCUGGUCUGCUUGGAAACUUUGGACAAGCUAACUACAGUGCCGCAAAAAUGGGCCUCGUCGGUCUGGCGAGCACGUUGUCUAUCGAAGGCGCGAAGUACAACAUCAAAGUGAACACCAUCGUGCCGACCGCAGCGUCCCGUCUCACGGAAGACAUCCUCCCUCCAGACAUGUACCAGGCCAUGAAGCCUGAACUCAUCGCUCCUGUUGUUGCGUACAUGUCCCACGAAUCGUUCGAAGACAGCGGUUUAAUCAUCGACUCCACGCUCGGUUUCGCGACGAAGGCUCAUCUCAUUAGAUCUCAAGGAGCUCCUUUAAGGAGGAAGCCAACAGAUCCUGUAACGAUCGAAUCGGUCAAGGAAAAAUGGGGCGAAGUGGUUAACAUGAAUGGUGCGAGACGAAUUGAUAAGAUCGCCGAGGUCACCGUUGACUUGGUUGAGAAACUACAGGAAUUUGAAGAGCGCAGUAAGUUAGAUACGGAUCGUGAAUCGUACUGGGCGACCUACAAAUAUAAUUCCAAGGACCUCGUCUGCUACGCGCUCGGAAUCGGAGCAUCCGUUGUUAACGAAUCGGACCUCAGGUUCCUCUAUGAGAGCCACGAGAAUUUCACGGCUCUACCGACCUUCUUCAUCCUCCCUGGAAUGGUCAUGGAAUCGCCUGUGAUUUCUCAGGCCAUGCCGCCAGGCAAACACGCUGACUUCACCAACAUUCUUCACGGAGAGCAGUACAUCGAGUUUGUCGAUCAGUUCCCCGGCAACGAGGGAGAGUUCACCAUCCGCAACUACGUCGUCGACGUGCUCGACAAGGGCUCCAGCGCCGUCGCCAUCGUCAACAGCGAGGUGUUCCAGGACCGGCAGCUGGUGCUGCGCACGCAGCAGCACAUCUUCGUGCUGGGGCAGGGCGGGUUCGGCGGCGCGCGCAACAGCUCGCGCGCCGCGGGCGUGCAGAGCGCGCCGCGCCGCGAGCCCGACGCGCGCGUCACGCAGCGCACCGCCGACGACCAGGCCGCGCUCUACCGAUUGUCUGGAGACUUGAACCCACUCCACAUUGACCCUAAUGUGGCUACAGCUAGUGGACACCCAAAGCCUAUUCUUCACGGACUGGCAUCUCUUGGAUUCUCUGUGAGACACAUUCUAGCUAAAUACGCUGGAAAUGACCCUUCAAACUUCAAGGCGAUAAAGGCACGCUUUGCUAAGCCUGUCCUACCUGGACAAACCCUCAUCACAGAAAUGUGGCUAGAAGGAAAGCGCGUGCACUUCCAGACCAAGCUCAAGGAGACAGACAGUGUUGUUAUUGCAGGAGCCUAUGUUGACCUGAAGAAUGUUGUCAAGGAUGGUAACUCAUCUCCUACCACACAAUCAGCACCAUCAUCUAGCAACUUAAAGAGUGACUCCUUGUUUGCUAAGAUUGAAGAUGGUAUCAAGGCUAAUCCAGAUAAAGCGAAGAGUGUAGGUGCUGUGUUCCUGUACAACAUAACAGAGAAUGGAAAGACUGUGAAGCAAUGGACACUUGACUUAAAAUCAGGUUUGACUGUAUAUCAAGGAGAACCAAAAACAGGAAAGGCUGACACAACAAUGACAGUAUCCGAUAACGAUCUCAUGGAUAUUGCAGCUGGUACACUCAGCCCACAAGUUGCCUAUCUGAAGGGAAAAAUUAAGAUCGCUGGCAACAUCAUGUUAGCUCAGAAAUUGGGCCCUCUCUUGAAGAGUGGAGCCAAAUUAUAAAAGAACAAAAAAAGUUUAUUUCUGUAUAAAUAUGUUUUUAUAUGUAUUUAAUAUAUUUUAUUUAAGAUGGGUGUUAAGAAAACUAUUAAAAUUAUGUUAUAGUUUGAUUUGAAUUAUUACAAGCUAUGUAUUUAAAAAAUAUUUGGCAUCAUAAAUAAUUUACUGUCAGAUUAUUUGAAAAAGAUAUGUGAUGAUUUUAUCUUGACUGCAUCAUUCCUAUAUUUUCUAAAACACAAAUUCUAUGUCAAAUAUUGAAAUUACAUGUACGAAAUUAAAAGGAAAGACACAAAUAAUUUAAAACAAAAAAUUAAUAUAAUUUAUUUUAAGAGAUAUUAUGUUUACAAUCAGAUAAUGUUAUCUUUAUAUAAUUGUUAUUCAUUCCAGAUAAAGAUUGAAUUAAGGUGAUGGAAUAAUAAAAUGUAUUUCAUAAA
Messenger RNA from Vanessa tameamea, 2612 nucleotides. It is a transcript of the gene Mfe2, whose product is annotated as peroxisomal multifunctional enzyme type 2. NCBI's taxonomy places the organism in Eukaryota, Metazoa, Arthropoda, Insecta, Lepidoptera, Nymphalidae. Gene Ontology annotation, molecular function: oxidoreductase activity. The coding region runs from base 10 to 2181 and encodes 723 amino acids. The transcript has 15 exons. The record is from RefSeq and is a predicted model, not a curated record.